AUGGGGAAGUUUGGGGAUUUUGACAGCUUUUGCUGGGGUUCCACACUACCAGUCUGCAAUCUCCUCUCAAGCUUCCACAAUCAGACCGGGCCGUGGGGCGGCUGCGAGCUGAAAGGCAUCCCGCUGAGCGGUGGCAGAAUACUAGGCAAUCUGGGCUCUAUAUUACUUUGUGGCCUAGCCAUCUUAACAUCGCUCUAUCUGCUAUGGCGAUCGGAAAGAAAGAAGGCUGCUGUCGGGCGCAGGGAAAUGCAGCUGUUUCUGGUCGGAUAUCUGGUCAUUUCGAUCUGCGAGAUCUUCACCGUAGGAGAGUUCCCAUUGAAUGGCAAAGUCAGAGUGGCAUUUUCAGCCAUCCAUAUCGGCUUCAUCAUUGCAACCACUUGGAUUCUCAUGCUCAAUGCCGUUGUUGGAUAUCAAAUCAUCGAUGAUGGAACGCCGCUGUCUUUGGCAUUGAUGGUGGGCUCGGCGGCCGCUCUGCUUAUUGGAACCGGUUACAUCGCUCUCGACACUGGCUUUCAGUGGACGGGAUACUGGGACGACUCAUGGAAAGGUCCGCCGGAUGGCACCAACCGCAACAUUGCCCUCUAUGUCCUGUACCAGCUCGUUCCUUUGAUCUUCCUUGUCGCGUUCUACGUCCUCGAGGCUGUCCUGGUACUGCGCGUUCUGGGCGAAUUCCGGCCAAUGAUUUAUUUGACCGCGGCUGGCCUCCUCUUCGCCAUCGGACAAGUCUUCAACUACGCCAUCAGCUGGCACAUCUGCGAGGGCACUUCGGGCAAGAUCGACGGCGCACUAUUCGAGACACUCUUCACUCUGCUCUCUGUCGUGAUGGUUUGGGUCUUCUGGUCGAGCAUCACUGAAGAUGACUGGCCGAUCGCCGUCGCAGGAACAUACCCUUAG
This is a messenger RNA of Thyridium curvatum, 894 nucleotides long. RefSeq lists its product as uncharacterized. The record is from RefSeq and is a predicted model, not a curated record. Gene Ontology annotation, cellular component: endoplasmic reticulum membrane. Bases 1 to 894 code for a protein of 297 amino acids. The transcript has 6 exons. NCBI's taxonomy places the organism in Eukaryota, Fungi, Ascomycota, Sordariomycetes, Thyridiales, Thyridiaceae. Gene Ontology annotation, biological process: protein folding.